Cladophialophora yegresii CBS 114405 is the source of this 2505-nucleotide messenger RNA. RefSeq lists its product as uncharacterized. The record is from RefSeq and is a predicted model, not a curated record. NCBI's taxonomy places the organism in Eukaryota, Fungi, Ascomycota, Eurotiomycetes, Chaetothyriales, Herpotrichiellaceae. The coding region runs from base 1 to 2505 and encodes 834 amino acids. Gene Ontology annotation, molecular function: serine-type peptidase activity. Gene Ontology annotation, biological process: proteolysis. The transcript has 3 exons.
AUGGGCAAGCGCCUCUUAUGGGCCCUUAGUGCCCUCGCUGCUUGUGCGUUCGCGCACGACUCGUCCAUAACCACUCCUUCUAAGGCCCUCCUGCCUCGAGCCACGUCGACGAACAGCGCCUGCGCACUGGCAUCGAGUGCUGCGCAUUCCUAUCUAGCGAACGAAGAGACGGCAACUACUGCCCACAUUCCUGCAGAACUUGCUUACAACUGUUUGAAAUCGAUCCCCAACUACAAAGAGCCGGCGGUCAGCCUCUUGAACUCGUUACGGACGUACAUCGAGUUCCAGAGUACCAAGGAAUAUCUGCGAGACCCGCCCACGGGCUACCUUCUUCCAGCUGUGGACAUAGAUGCGGGAUUGGAUGGCAUACAACAAAAGCUGCAAGCGGGUGGAUAUGAUAGCGAAUAUGAUUUCCAAGGAGAAAUCGUGUCGUUGCUGCUGUCUGCCCAUGACGGGCAUCUUGAUUGGCAUGGUGACGUUCACGGAGCCUUCACCUAUCUCCGGCUUGGUGGUGGCUUGUACUCUGUCUCCUCGGAUGGAGUGGAACCGCCGCUUGUGUAUGUCGCAGCUGAUCUCAUUGUGAGCGACCCGGACACCGACAUGCGACGAGCAGUUACGGGAUACCGUCCCUCGCCGGUUCAGAGCAUUAACGGCAUCGACGUCAUGGACUUCCUAUUGACCCAGUCGCUGAAUCGCCGGUCUCAGGAUCCGGAUGCCCUGUGGAAUAUGAUGUUUCGAUCUCUUCUAUCUGUACACGCGUCUUUUGAAUUUCCACUAUUCUAUCCCGGCCCCGAAACCAACAUCACCUUUGCAAAUGGAACCACGAAGACAUACGAGAACGUCGCUAUCACGAACGUGGAUUUGGCGGGGAUCAAUACAGGAGAGGAGGCCUACUCUAUGUUUUGUUCCGGGGUCGAAGUGUUAGAAUCGUUGUCUGCAACAGCAUCUGUGGCUCCUACCGCCAGCUCAAGCAUUUUGACCACCACCUCAGACAUCACCACACCAACAGAGGCUCCAACGAGCUCACCGACUAUUUCCGGCUUUCCUUAUCCGGUGAUUAAGCAUAGUGCUGGCUCGGUGGCCGGAUACUAUUUGAAUGAUACCGGUUUCACCGAUGUCGCCAUCCUUCAAAUCCUCGAAUUUGGGUCGCAAACCGAUGACUCGGCAGAAUACGAGAGAGAAUUCCAGUCGGCUGUCGAGAAAUUCCUUGCUGCGUCGGUCAGGACUGGUAAGAGGAAGCUGAUUAUCGACCUUCGAGGCAACCCAGGUGGUUUUAUCGACCUUGGCACAGAUACAUUCGCACAGCUUUUUCCCUCGUUGACACUAAAUUCGAAGUCGAACAUGCGAGAUCACUUGGGGUUUUGGAUUCUCGGAAACGCGGCGUCCGACAACAUAACAGCUGCGGGGCGAACCGCCAACACCACGGAUGAAUUGGUAUCAGAAAGAUUUUACACCCCUUUGGCUUACCAGACGGUGGUGACUGAGAACCAUACGGAUUUUCCUGAUUUCCAGACAUAUUAUGGUCCGAAUUUCAUGUACGAUGGGAUGUGGACCUCCUUCUUUCAGAACAACUAUACAGAACCCAACGCCUCGGACUUUGCUGGGACAGGCAUCAUCAUUACGGGGACAAACGACCGGACCGGCUAUAGACAGCCUUAUGCUUCACAGGAUAUUGUUGUACUCACUGAUGGGUACUGCGCGAGCACUUGUUCAGUCUUCACCGAAUAUCUGAAGACCUACGCCCACGUGCAGUUCAUCGCGAUUGGAGGACGGCCACAGACAGGGCCCAUGCAAGCAAUUGGUGGUGUCAAGGGAGCGCAGGCCUUCACCUACAGCCUCAUUGCAAGCUGGACUGAUCUUUUCAACGACCCAUCGAACCACUACAUCGGUGAGGCGAAUGGCACCAUGUGGGAGAACUUCACCUACGAACCCUUGCUUCGGGAAUUUGGCUUUUCGGGUGGCAGUGUCAACGGACGCAAUCAUUUCCGAAUGGACGAUGAAACAAACACGCCCCUCCAAUUCGUGUAUGAAGCUGCGGACUGUCGGAUGUGGUGGACUAGAGAGAUGCUUUAUGAUCCAGUAUUUCUCUGGAAGCGUGUGGCGACCAUGGCGUUCCAAGAACGCAAGGGAACACAGUUUAACUCGAAAUACUGCGUCGCCAAUAGCACGGGCCACCCGACCAGUAUUUCAGGCGGCUGGAAAACUGGACUGGGACCGCAGACUCCACCAGAAAUUGCCAAAGCGACUAUCAAAGGAUGGAAGUUGACCGGCACUCCUCUUCAGGCGGCAAAAGCUGGCACUUCUCUCGCAGGUUCGGGGUCUGGGUCGGGUCUGGGCUCAGACUCGACGACCGGGCUGGGCGAUGCGCAUGUGGUGGUUGAGAAUAAUGCUGUUGCUGAUACCACCGACACCGACAGUGAGGAUCUGGCUUCGUUCAAGCAAUAUUGUUCGAGCUAUACUGGCGAUGCAUGGUUUGUCAAGCUCAUGUGCGGGGCGCUGCAGUGA